GGUUUAGUUUGAAAGAGGAAGUUUAGCUGCUAUUACGUUGCACUCGCGGCUCGUUCUUUUCGCAGUUUUUUUUUACUGAGGCAUCAGUGGCGUAUUAUCGCUUCAAUUGAGCAAGUGAAGAUUCUAUCACAGCCUAUCCACCUCCGUCAAGGCCUCUGACAUCGCAAGGCCUUCGUGGAUGAAGAGAACUGCCAGAGUAACAUCAUUGAUUAUACAAAAUAUCUGCUUCCUUUAAUUUUUAUUAUAAGUAGAUUGAUUCAAUAAGACAGAUGAGCUCGUUUUACGACAGAAAAGACCCUAGUGAGUUAGGGCUGGAAGAGGAACUGAGUCAAGUAAACUGCCAAGAUGAGUUGGAGUUUGAUUACCUGUUUGAAUAUGAACCACCUUGCAACAACUUUCCCGGGGAAGAUCAAGCAGAUGAGCCAAAUCUCUCCUCACUGAGAGUCCUCAGUGUUGCAUCUCAUCUGGCAUACCCCUUGGAGGAGACUUCCCCCUACGACAUCAAGUGCAGCGAGCACAACCCAGAGAGCCUUUCUGGUUAUGAACACCUGGAGGCUAAAAACUACCUGGACCACACCAGGCCUGGGGGUAUCGCCCUGAGCCCCAGGAUCGAGAUCACUCCGUCACGUGAGCUCUACAGCCAUGGACGAGACUCCCUACAGAACCACCCUCUGAACAUCAGUCCCCGGCCCACUCUGACCGUCCCUGGCCACGACAGCCUGGUAUACCGAGAGCCCCAGUGCCUGAGCCCAGCCAGCAGCAACUCCUCCACCAGCUGGCACUCGGAGAGCUAUUCCCCCUGGGCCUCCCCUUGCGUGUCCCCAAGUAGUGGCCAGACCGGGGCCGGAGACCUCUGCCCCCGCUUCCAGAACAUCCACACCGUCCCCCGCACAUCCCCAGGCACUUCCCCCCAUACUGAGGAGGGCUGCCUCGGCCCCCGUUCGCCCUCCCCAUCCAUUAAGCCAGGAUCCCGCUCCACCUCGCCACAGGGCAAGCGCACCUACGACAUGUACAGGAAUCCCAGCCUGGUCACUGGGAUCCGUUCCCGCAGUCCCUCUCCACACGGGGGCCACGGGGAGCACUCCCAACAGAACGCAAGUGGCCAUUACGGGACCCCCAACAGUAUGGCUGAGGCCAUGGACGGCUACGGCACUGUCCAGCCUGGUCUGGUCCCCACCAAGGUAGUGAAGACGGCCAACCAGGCGUACGCCCUCUACCCAGAGAACCACAGGGAGGUCAACUACCUGGUGUCCUGUGAGCAAGACGUAAAGAGUAAAACUGGGGCGGAGUCCUUCUUUGUGAUCCCUCCCAUCUGGACCAAGCAGCUGGUCCCCAGCCUCUGCAGCAUCCCAUUUUCUUCUUUGCCCCCUCUGGAAUGGCCUGUCCCCAGCCAUACAGACCAGUACAAGCUCCAUGUUGACGUGCAGCCCAAGCCUCAUCACCGAGCCCACUAUGAGACAGAGGGGAGCAGGGGAGCGGUCAAAGCCCCCACUGGAGGUCAUCCUGUCGUCCAGUUGCAUGGCUACAGGGGUAAGGAGCCCCUAGGCCUUCAGAUCUUCAUCGGGACUGCAGACGACAGGAUCCUGAAGCCUCACGCCUUCUACCAGGUCCACCGCAUCACGGGCAAGACGGUCACCACCACCAGCUACGAGAAGAUGAUCAACUCCACCAAAGUUCUGGAGAUCCCUCUGGAGCCCAAGAACAACAUGAAAGCGAUAAUCGACUGUGCUGGGAUCCUGAAGCUCAGGAAUGCUGACAUUGAGCUAAGGAAGGGCGAGACGGACAUCGGACGGAAGAACACUCGUGUGCGCCUGGUGUUUCGUGUCCACAUACCCCAACCCAAUGGGCAACAUAUCUCACUGCAAGUUUCCUCCCAUCCAAUUGAGUGCUCCCAGCGGUCGGCCCAUGAGUUACCAAUGGUGGAGAAACAAGACAUGGAUCGCUGCUCUGUCCUGGGAGGUCAGCAGAUGAUCUUGACAGGACAGAACUUCAGCUCUGACUCCAAAGUCAUCUUUAUGGAAAAAACCCAUGAUGGACAGCAGAUUUGGGAGAUGGAGACAACAGUAGACAAAGAUAAAUGUCAGCCUAGUCUGCUGUUCGUUGAGAUCCCUUCCUAUCGUGACCCAUCUAUCUGCCAUCCUGCCAAAGUGAACUUCUAUGUUAUCAACGGGAAGAGGAAGCGCAGCCAGCCACAGCACUUCACAUUCACCCCGCUGGCAGUUCCCUCCAUUAAAACCGAGCCUGUGGAUGACUAUCCUUUCACCAUGCCCCAGAUCCUGGGUGUUUCCCCGCAGUCCUACUACCACCACAGUCCUGUGGGGAUCAUUCACCCAGACAACAGCCUGGUCUCCAGCAUGGCCUCAUGCCAGCAGGCCCGAUCCGGCCUCCCCACACCCGGCCCAGACCCCCGCUUCCAGCAACAGAGCCCAGCCAUUGUGUACACCCGCGGGGGCAAGAGUCUGAGCGGCAGCCCCGAAGUGCUCUACCAGCAGACUGGAGGGAUGGGGAUGAUGCCCGACCCACACCGCUCUGUCUUGGUCCACACAGGCUCCCCAGUCCAGCAGCAACACAGAGGGGGCCAGGGCCAACACCCCUCCAUAAUUCAGUUCUCCCCCACCAACCAACAUCUGCUCAGGGGAGGCGACCCUCCACCUCUCCAGCCUGACAACCAGCAGCAUAUCAUCUACUGUGAUGGCUUCCCUCAGCAGGCUGGAGCCCAAGCUCACUCCCCUGUCCCGGCCCACUCCCCCCAGCAUUACCCCACCACGGUGAUCCAGCAACAGCCCUACGUGCCCAAGGUGGUGCCUAAGGGCAGGUCUUCCCCUGGAGGGAUGGAAGCCCAGAGAUGCGCCCCUGGAGAGGAGCAGAGAGCCAGCCUCCCUGGAGGACAGGUCACGGUCAAGGAGGAGAACCUGGAUCAGAUGUACCUUGAUGACGUAAACGAGAUCAUAAGGAAGGAUCUGACCGGCGUGCAGGCCAGAGGUCAGACAUAGACGACAGAAAACAGGAAGUGGACAGCUGCAGCUCACUCUUCGUCGCCAUGAGAACCUCUUCUUCUUCUUCCCUGUGUGCCCAUCUCCAUAUCAACCCUACAGUAUAUCAACCCCAGCCACCAGCAGUUUGGCUGCUCUGCCCGUUUCCUUCAAAUAACUGUUUCUCAGCUAAAAUAUUCUCUGCCUUUUACUCAACGCCAAAGAAUGUUCUGCCAAAGACAAUUUUCUUAGUUUUCAGGCCUAAAAGAAACUAGAUUGUGCCUUGUUUUAUUACUAGUUAGGUUUAUCGGAUUCAAAUGGAUGUUUUUCUGUACAAUAAAUAAGAGAGGGUGAAAAUUCCUAAACAAGUCACAAUCAUGGCAGUCGCUGUAACAUUACUGGUUGUUAAACCAAUAUGCAGUGGUGGAAAAAGUCCCCAAUUGUCAUACUUGAGUAAAAGUAAAGAUACUGUACGUUAAUAGAAAAUGACUUAAGUAAAAGUGAAAGUCACCCAGUAAAAUACUACUUGAGUAAAAGUAAAAAUGAUUUAGUUUUAAAUACAGUAUCAAAAGUAAAUGUAAUUGCUAAAAUAUACUUCAGUACCAAAAAUAAAAGUGUAAAUAAUCAUUUUAAAAUCCUUAUGUUUAGCAAUAGAGAUAUAACAAUUUUCUUGUUUUUUAUUUUAUUUACGGAUAUCCAGACAUAAUUUACAAAAGAAGCAUGUGUUUUUAGUGAGUCUCUUUACAAGUAUGUGAAUUGGACCAUUUUCCUGUCCUGUUAAGCAUUCAAAAUGUAACGAGUACUUUUGGGUGUCUUGGAAAAUGUAUGUAAUUAAAAGUACAUUAUUUUCUUUAGAAAUGUGGUGAAGUAAAAGUCAGUUGUCAAAAAUAUAAAAAGUAAAGUACCGAUACCCACCAAAAACUACUGAAGUAGUACUUUAAAGUAUGUUUAUUUAAGUACUUUGCACCGCUGCCUAUAUGCAAACCUUUAAAAUCAUUUUAACUCUCUUACCCAUCGGGUUGACGAUUCUACCAAUGACACCAUUCAUAAAAUAUGCCAACAUGUCAACAUUUCACUGUGAUAUGUGUAUUAUUUUAUACAAUUUGAGCUUACUUUGAUCAUCUCAUCUCGCUACUCUAAAGGAGACGAACACUGACAUGCUAAUAACCAAAUAAAUAUUGUCUUGUAAUUUCACCUCUCCAUAUUUUUUAUUUUCUUGUCUACAUGUUUUUGUGUUCUAUGUUGUUAUGUACCAAUUCGGCACAACACAUGAAGUUCCCUCCCAGGAAAUCAUUUGAACGUUAUAUGCACUGUUUAGUAGGGGAAUAUUUGUGUAUGUAUAUUCUUACAUGGUGUGUUGUCUUUAUUCCAUAGUUUAUAUGUUUUCCUCUUGUGUUUGGGUCAUGUGAUGAACUUAAUGUAACUAAAAUGUUUAUUACAGUAUAAGCAGUGGAUUGGCCAGAUGCCUCAUCUGGGCCGGUGAUGAUACUGCUUAGAGAAAAGUAUUUCAUCUUUCUCAAUGAAUUAUUGGAUAUUGAAUUAGUCUCAAAAGGCUUAUAUUCAAAGAAUGAUAUGCUAAAUCCUUACACAGGUAAAGAUCAGGGGGAAAUGCAAUUACAAAAUUAGCAGGUUCUGAAGAUGUCUAAGCAGGCAAUGUUUUGAGUGUUGCAUGUCUACAAUGCAUCUGAAUACAUUCAGGUCUUAAAGGGAUAGUCUUUCUAUGCUUGCCAAUGAGUGCCCAAUUUAUUAGCAGCCUAUAUGAUUGUAACAUUUAUCCAAAUUUGUUGCAUGUUUGGUUGCAACAGAGCAAAAUGUUAAUAAUAUGUGUAUAACAUAUAUUACAGCCUACCUAUUACUAUUUUGUGUAAUUAAUAUAAUUUUGAGUUUUUCCAUAAUGACAAUGAACAACAUGCUAUAUAUGCAGUGCUAAUAAGUGUCUGCCUAUACAAUAACAUCACAGGUAUUCUUACCUGCACUGUACAUACUGUGCCUUACAUUUCUAAGAUGAGCUAUGCUUUCCUUGUUCAGUGUCACUGUCAUUAUACGCGUAUUUGAUGUACAUUCAAACAUGAAAAGGCUUUUUGGAGCAAAAUGAUUGGUGUUGCAUAAUAAUCUAUAUGAUUUACUGCAUGUAUAUAGCCUAGCAAGUGCUCAAAGUGCUGUUAUUAUUAUAAGAAGGGAUAGCUGACAUUGCAGAAAGUAGGUGUUUUGUUACAUAUCAAAUAAAAUAUGUUCAAUGUCUUAAGCAGAUCCCCCUCCUCCCCAAAAAACACUUUACAAAUAGUUUAAAAAGUUAAUGCCUGACCAUUGCCAAGUCAUAUGCCAUUGCUAUGAUUGUACAAAGAUUUAAUGAUCCAGACUGAAUCUGCCUAUGUCAUUUUGACUAAUUUCAUAUGAUAUAUUUUAUAUUAGUUUUUAUGUGCUAUGAAAAGAUAUAGAUAGUAAUAGUUAAUAGCUAAUAUAUCUGACUUUUUUAAUUGAGCCAUUCUCUCAAUGUACAGCAAACAGUAUGUUUGAAAUAUCCUGAAUGUAAACUUUAUAGCUUUCCCCUCCCUUAACUGUAAAUAGAUAAUUGCUUACAACUGUAUAAAUGGUUCUGGUAGUCCUCUUUUUUUAUUGGUAGUUAUAGGGUAUAGUAGAAAAGUAUGUUUUAUGAACUGCAUCAGUUGUUUUCUGGCUUUCUCAUUAUGUUUGUUAACCCAGUGUUUUAGUAAUGAGCCAUAUAUAGCUGUCAAAACGUUUAUAUUAAAAGUGAUGUUGAAAUUAGAGAAACAGAUUAUAUUUUAGUUUCAGAUGUCUUACAAGGUUUAUAAGCAAAGCUGUGCAUCUUGAAUGAACACAGUCAUAUUCCCCAUAGUCUUUAUGCUGCUUGACGAUCCGUAUUGUACGUUUUCUGUUCUAUAUCAGAUGUAUGUUUCCUUAACACUGUGGCAUUUUCAUCUCUAUUUUUCCAGGCAAAACUUGCAUUUUUAAACUAGCAAUGAAUCAUAAACAAAGAAUUCUACA
This is a messenger RNA of Oncorhynchus masou masou (cherry salmon), 5978 nucleotides long. Its product is annotated as nuclear factor of activated T-cells, cytoplasmic 2-like. Gene Ontology annotation, biological process: calcineurin-NFAT signaling cascade; regulation of transcription by RNA polymerase II; cytokine production. The record is from RefSeq and is a predicted model, not a curated record. Gene Ontology annotation, cellular component: transcription regulator complex. Gene Ontology annotation, molecular function: RNA polymerase II cis-regulatory region sequence-specific DNA binding; transcription factor binding; DNA-binding transcription factor activity, RNA polymerase II-specific. NCBI's taxonomy places the organism in Eukaryota, Metazoa, Chordata, Actinopteri, Salmoniformes, Salmonidae.